Molecule: messenger RNA, 423 nt
Organism: Fusarium keratoplasticum
Lineage: Eukaryota; Fungi; Ascomycota; Sordariomycetes; Hypocreales; Nectriaceae
Exons: 2
Coding region: 1-423 (140 amino acids)
Source: RefSeq, a predicted model, not a curated record
AUGGCUAGUCAAGAGUCUGGAAAGUCCAAGUCCGUGCUGGACUAUCUUAACGACUGGGGAUCUGCCUCACUGCCUCCCUCUCUCCUCGCAACUCUAGUCACCGCCCUCCACGCCCGUCCCCCAUCCCUCCCCCUCUUCAUCUUCACCCCUCCCCUCCUCUUCUCCUCCUACCUCAACCUGUCCGGCUACCCGACGGGCAGCGCUGGACUCACUGCUGCCUGGUCGGGCCUCUACGCGCUGCUGGCGCUGCGUCGUCGUCAGCCCUUUCGCGGACGUUUCUCGAUCCGAGGCAUAGUGCGCGGCACAGCCGUUGGCCUUGGCACCGCGAACUGCAUCGCCGGGGGGUGGGUGUACUUUAAUGGCGACUUUGAGAGGGAUGCAGAGGAGAGGGUGAAGCGGAACCGUUGGGGGAACAAGGAUUAG